Molecule: messenger RNA, 624 nt
Organism: Soboliphyme baturini
Lineage: Eukaryota; Metazoa; Nematoda; Enoplea; Dioctophymatida; Soboliphymatidae
Source: the annotation of a GenBank genome assembly
AUGAAAUGUACGAGGACAGAAACGCGAAACGCUAAUGCCAGAAAAUACGAGGAGUUGACCAAGGAUAUGAGCCACGAGUCGCUGGCCCUACACGUCUCGACAUGGUCUGGAAUACUGACAUCCGCGAAAAUCUUGGUUGCGAGAAAUCCGUACUUCCAUUUCAUGCCAUCAAGGAACGUUGCCGCAGGUUUGUUGCAGAACGAAGAUGUGCUUGGCGACAAUAAAGAAGGUUACAAAAGAAUAUUGAACGGUGGGAAGUUCAUAGGUGCGUCUGUGCUCAUAUUUUGCGCUGCCACUGCGUUUACGGCUGGAUUUUUGGCCGCUCUAUCACGAUCCAAGAAGCAGCUGAGAAUUCAUUUAAAGCAUAGUACUACCCCUCACGAUUACCUGUUUGCCUUGAAAGCUUUUGGUGUUGGCAGUUUAGCCGCUUUUUCGUCGGUCAGCGCCGUAGUGUUUGCAGCGCGCAGAUUUUUUGACGUUUCUGAUGUAAGUGACCGCCUACCGAAGGUCUUGCCACGUAAGAACCGUAGAUCAUCGUACAGCUCAAGCAGUGGACGAAACGAUUUCGCGAAUCUUCAGGAGCUGGCCGAGUAUUUGAUCGAGGAAGACCAGAAAAAGACGUGA